UGACGCCGAUAUCCAUUACCGUGAGGGGCGGGGCGGGAGCGCGACUACUCUGCCUCCCAGUGACGUUCCUGCUUCCAUGUACAGCUGACCGGACUCUCUACCACCGGCUCACAGCUGACCGUACCCUCUACCAUCGGCUCACAGCUGACCGUACCCUCUACCACCGGCUCACAGCUGACCGUACCCUCUACCACCGGCUCACAGCUGACCGUACCCUCUACCACCGGCUCACAGCUGACCGUACCCUCUACCAGUGGCUCACAGCUGACCGUACCCUCUACCACCGGCUCACAGCUGACCGUACCCUCUACCACCGGCUCACAGUUGACCGUACACUCUCCACCACCUCACAGCUGAUCCUACCCUCUACCACCGGCCCACAGCUGACCGUACCCUCUACCACCGGCUCACAGCUGACCGUACCCUCUACCACCGGCUCACAGCUGACCGUACCCUCUACCACCGGCUCACAGCUGACCGUACCCUCUACCACCGGCUCACAGCUGACCGUACCCUCUUCCACCGGCUCACAGCUGACCGUACCCUCUACCACCGGCUCACAGCUGACCGUACCCUCUACCACCGGCUCACAGCUGACCGUACCCUCUUCCACCGGCUCACAGCUGACCGUACCCUCUACCACCGGCUCAUAA
Messenger RNA from Procambarus clarkii (red swamp crayfish), 653 nucleotides. NCBI's taxonomy places the organism in Eukaryota, Metazoa, Arthropoda, Malacostraca, Decapoda, Cambaridae. The record is from RefSeq and is a predicted model, not a curated record.